Molecule: messenger RNA, 1283 nt
Organism: Lolium perenne
Lineage: Eukaryota; Viridiplantae; Streptophyta; Magnoliopsida; Poales; Poaceae
Source: RefSeq, a predicted model, not a curated record
GCACCAGGCGCGCGGCGGCGGCGGGCAUGGCGGGGGAGGUGAGCAAGGAGGCGCUAGAGAGCAUCCUCGUGCAUGCCAAGUUCGCCGCGAAGACCGUCCGGCCCCAGCGCGACCGCCUCCUGGAGGUCCGGCGCCGGCUGCAGCAGCAGCUGAAACCCAGCGACGACGACAUAGCGGCCGGGCUCAGGGAGUCCGCGCUUGAUGCCGAGCACAUCCUCCCCAACCUCGCGGCCACGCUCAACAACCUCGCCGUCGAGCGGAUGAAGUUCGCCGUCACCAUGAAGCACUGCGACCUCGCCAGCGAAAUCUCCAAGGUCUACUACGACGGCAUGAAGGACAGCGCCCGCGCCAUCGCCACCUGCCUCGAGCUGGCAGCCAAGAGCGGCGCCCGCCUGGAUCUCCUCCCGGCCUUCGCCGCCAUGCCCGACGAGCAGCUCCACGACGCGCUCCUCGCACAGCAGCGCCUCCCCGCGCGCCCGACCACCCAGACCGAGGCCUUCGCCCGCGUCGAGGCCGCCUUCUACGCCGUCAGGCUCUGCAAGGAGCACCACAUCCUGAGCUGCAUCGAGCACCUCGUCGGCGUCCGCGCAACCCUCGUCACCGACGAGCCCGAGGACCCGGUCGACGCCACCACAGAGCAUGUCGCCAAGACCGACCUCUCGGACCCUGCCCCGGCCGCCGCGGACACCCACGAGCCCCCUCAGGCGGCGGCCAACCCCAGCGUGGACGUGGACAAGGCGCGCGACUACCUCGACCGCGCGUGCACCCUCGCCAGCCUCGCCGUCAACCACAUCGACCUCGCCGUCGCCGCCAUCACCAGCCUCGUCGACCCCACGGAGGUCGCCAGCAUGUGCGAGUUCACCGACACAGCCGCCUCCAUCUCCGAGGUCACUUCUGUCUUUGAUUGAUUCCGGGCAACGUAAUGUGAUUGCAGCACCUGCAUCUAUCUGCGUGGGCUAUCCAAUUGCAGAAACCACCCACUUCUGAAUUUGUUAUAUCGGAGAUGCCAUGUUUUCUCAUGUUAUUUGUUUCCAGCCUUGGAUAUCUAUCGAGGCAUAGUGUGUAUCCCCAGUUUGGUGGAUUCAUGUUCUGCAGUAAUCUGCCUAUGAUUCACGAUGGUCACCAAGAAAUUCAAGAACUGCAUCCAUAUCUUUGGACAACAAUUCUGAAUUGUGAUAUCGGAGAUGCCAUGUUUUUUUUUUAUGUUAUUUGAUUUCCUUCUUAGGAUAUCUAUCGAGUCAUUGAUGUAUCCCGAGUUUGUUGAACUCGUGUUGUGCAGUAUU